AUCGUCCUCCGCGGCGUCGCGGCCAGCAACCCUCCCGUCGAUCUCGAUCCAACAGCGAGCUAGCGCUCUCGAGUCUUGAUCGAUGCUCUCCAUGAAGGCCAGCGCCGCUCCAGCCAUGUUCCCGCUCGCGCCUCCGCCGCCACCGCCGCGUGUAGUUCAGCUGCUGCCGCUGCCGCCGCCGGCGGCCCCGUAUAACAAGUACAACCACGCCGUGGCGGCACCACCCGUGCUCGGUGUCCAGAUCAGACAGGUCACGGCGGCAAACUACGAAGCGGAGCUGGAUGCUAUCGGCUCGCUGCUCGCGAGGUACCCCUUCGUCGCCAUCGACCAGUCCCGCGCGCGCGGCGUGGCCUCCGCGGCGUUCGCGGCCAAGCUCGCCGCCAUCCUGUCGUCGCGGCGGGGGCGGGGCGAGCUGACGUGGGCGGCGUUCGGCGGCGCGUACGACUUCGCGUACCUGGUGAAGAUGCUCGCCGGCGGGCGGCCGCUGCCGGGGACCUGGCACGAGUUCGUGGCGCAGGCGAGGGCCCUCCUCGGCGGGCGACUGUUCGACGCCAAGUACAUGGCGGAGCACUGCGAGUGCGCGGACCUGUGCGGGGGCCUCAGGCGCGUGGCCGCCAGGCUCUCCGUGCAGCGGAGGGACUCCCCGGAGCCGCCGCCGCCGGCGUGCCUGGCUGGCGGGAAGAGCCACAGCGCCUGCCGCAUCUACACGGCGAUGAGGAGGCGCAUCCUGUACCGUGACGGCGGCGCCAGCCAUCAAGGCCUCAUCGAUGGCUUGCACCACUGAUGACAGACAUUAGGGAUUUUUUGUUGUUGGGUAUUUCGAGGUUGAUGUAAUAACGCAGAUGAGUCUUUGUAGAUGCAGUAGGAAAUUGGAACAACCUCUCGUCAUGAUGCUCAAGACGUCUCAUUGCCUAGUGGUGCACUGCAAUCUUGCCUCACCAUCACCGGCUGAUCUUAAAAUUGCACAAAUGUUAAAAUUGCUCCGAAACCCAGCUCAGGUUUCUGAAA
Molecule: messenger RNA, 1008 nt
Organism: Panicum virgatum (switchgrass)
Lineage: Eukaryota; Viridiplantae; Streptophyta; Magnoliopsida; Poales; Poaceae
Product: putative CCR4-associated factor 1 homolog 3
Exons: 1
Coding region: 83-784 (233 amino acids)
Cellular component (GO): CCR4-NOT complex; CCR4-NOT core complex; P-body
Molecular function (GO): nucleic acid binding; poly(A)-specific ribonuclease activity
Source: RefSeq, a predicted model, not a curated record